Molecule: messenger RNA, 4505 nt
Organism: Synchiropus splendidus (mandarinfish)
Lineage: Eukaryota; Metazoa; Chordata; Actinopteri; Syngnathiformes; Callionymidae
Gene: trim46b
Product: tripartite motif containing 46b
Exons: 12
Coding region: 217-2625 (802 amino acids)
Molecular function (GO): protein binding; zinc ion binding
Source: RefSeq, a predicted model, not a curated record
CUGUGCGCCACCGCAUCAUCUCCAGUCUCCAGGAGCAGCGGUGAUGAUGCCGGACGUCUGGUGCGGGACGAAGCCACAAACCGACAUCCACCUGUUUUAAUUCAGCGACGGAACGUGAAGGGGUCCACGUGAUCGAAGCGGAGCAGGUGUUGACCGCCUUUCUCUCCGAACAGGACGCCAUGAGCGACGAUCGCUUGACAGAAUUCAGAGCAGACAAUGAUGUCAACAGGGUUUCUUAAGAUGGACGGCGUGGAUAUAAAGUCAGCCACGACCACGAUGGAAGCUUUGGUUCGUAUCAGUUCCAACAUGAAGAGCCUGGAGAACGAGCUGCACUGCUCCGUGUGUAAGGAUGUGGUCAAGCAGCCGGUGGUCCUGCCAUGUCUCCACAGCGUCUGCCUCAUGUGUGCCUCCGAGGUCUUGGUAGCUAACGGCUAUCCUGCCCCUGAACUUCCAGCAGAACCCAAAUCUCCAGCAUCAACUCCCAACCACCGGUCCCCUCGACAAGCCAGGAGGCCUGCACCAAAAUCAGAGCAGCGCCCCCUGGACCGUGUGUUGCGGGCAGGUCCACAUCCACCCUCACCAUCUCUCCAGAGGUCUCCUGGCUACGCAGGCCGGCGGCGGAAAGAAGGUCCGCCUCUGAUCAUGAUGUUCCCCUGCAUCCCCUGCGGGCGCGACGUGCAGCUGGGAGAGAGAGGUCUCACAGACUGUAUGCGGAAUCUGACUCUGGAGCGAAUCGUGGAACGGUACAGACACACCGUCAGCUUGGGCAGCGUGUCUGUGAUGUGUCAGUUCUGUAAACCGCCACAAGCUCUGGAGGCGACCAAGGGCUGCGCCGACUGCAAGUCCAACUUCUGCAACGAGUGCUUCAAGCUCUACCACCCCUGGGGCACGCCGCGGGCUCAGCAUGAGCACAUCCUGCCCACCCUCAACUUCAGACCAAAGGUUUUGACUUGCACGGAGCAUGACCAGGAGAAACUGCAGUUCUACUGUCGCACCUGUCAGCGGCUGCUGUGUCCUCUCUGCAAGCUGCGCCGGAGUCACACCGGACACAAGAUCCUGCCUGUGGCUCAGGCGUACCAGGCCUUGAAAGAGAAGAUUACCAAGGAGAUGAGCUACAUUCUGACCAAUCAGGACACAGUUCUGUCUCAGAUUACACAGCUGGAGAGCGCCAUCACUCAGACGGAGGUAAACAGUGUUUCGGCUCGAGAGCAGCUGGCUCAGAGCAUCAGGGACCUGACGGCGGCGCUAGCUGAGCGGCACGCGUCCCUCACUCAGGCCCUGGAGGGGGCUCGGCAGAAACGAGGCGAGGCUCUGGCGGCUCAGGUGGCAGAGAGACGAGCUUUGAUGGAGCAUGCGGGACUGAUGGCCUUCACCCAGGAGCUGCUGAAGGAGACGGAUCAGCCCUGCUUCGUUCAAGCCGCUCGCCAGACACACAACAGGUUCAGCAAGGCGAUCGAGAAUCUCCAGCACUUCUCUCUGGCGGCCGAUCCGUCCUUCAGACACUUCCAGCUGGACGUUUCCAAAGAGCUCAAACUCAUCACAGACCUGAACUUCAUCCAGGCUCCGUCAGCGCCAGUCAUCGACACGCAGCGUACUCUGGCCUACGACCAGCUCUACCUUUGUUGGCGACAACCUCCUGAGUCUACGCCAGCGUGGCACUACUCUGUGGAGUAUCGGCGACGGGGCGUGGUGCCGGGUGGAGGGUCCAGAGGCGGAGUCAGAGGAGGCCUGGCAGCCGCGCGCUGGGGUUGGCAGCGCUUGGACGAAGUGAGUGGCUGCAGCACUGUCAUUGACAGGCUGGAGAUGGACAGCGUCUACGUCCUGCGGGUGCGAGGCUGCAACAAGGCAGGCUACGGCGAGUACAGUGAGGAGGUGUACCUGCACACCCCGCCGGCUCCAGUGCUCAACUUCUACCUGGACUCCCGCUGGGGUCUCCAUGCUGACCGGCUGGUGGUCAGUAAGGAGCAGCGGUGUGCCCGGAGCGUUCCUGGCCUCUCUCUGCUGCAAGCUGCUGACCACGCCCUUACUUCCUGUCACCUGACCUCCGACCUCCUGGUGGGAGAUGUGGCCAUCACGCAGGGGCGACACUACUGGGCAUGUUCAGUGGAGCCGAGCUCCUACAUAGUGAAGGUUGGAGUCGGUCUGGAGUCCAAACUGCAGGAGUGGUUUCACCUGCCUCAGGACAUGGCCAGUCCUCGCUAUGACCCGGACAGCGGCCAUGACAGUGGAGCAGAGGACGGUCUGGACUCGGCACCUCCCUUCUGUUUCCUGACCAUGGGGAUGGGGAAGAUCUUCCUGUCCCAGCACAGCAACAGUGGCCAGCGCGACCACAUCUCCAAUGGCCCCUCACCCCCUGCCGGCCUCACCUACCCUCUCCCGCCACGGUUGGGCAUCUGCCUGGACUUUGAGAAGAGUCGUGUCACCUUCUACGACGCCCACUCUCUGCGCCCCCUGUGGGAAGGCCACGUGGAUUGCUCCGGCCCGGUUUGCCCAGCAUUUUGUUUCAUCGGGGGCGGAGCUCUGCAGCUUCAGGAGCUGGUAGCCAAUCGCAGCGCUGAUCAGACACCGGUCAGGAGGGUGACCAUCCAGACACGUGUGUCCAACCUGAACAACAACAACAACUGAGGUGGCUCUGACACAGAAUGUUGUUUUCAAGCUAGAAUUCUCAGCGAUUUUGUUUUCUAACUGUUUUUAAUGGCAAGAUAUGCAAUGUAAUCAAGUUUGCUAUGUUUUCAUACAGUUUUGCUAGAGGUGCUGGUGUUUGGCUCGUAGGCGCCCUGACGGGACUCGCUGUUAACCUCACGUCCGCGUCCCUCGCUGUCCUCCCUGGACGCUCCAUGCUUUCCUAGUGUGGUUAUGGACCUGAUAUACCGUGAUAGCUAUCUCAAGACUGUUUGUCCGUGUUUAAACUUCGCCAUGUCACAUGACUUAGACACCUCCAGUCAGGACUCUCAGGCCAACACCGUGGAUAGUCGUCAAUGUGGCUGGCUCACAACAGGAAGGUUGCUGGUUUGAUUCCUGCCUGCUGAGUUCCUGAUGAUGCUCCCCCUGUGGUUCUAUGAAUGGAUUACUCUGGUGUUGCGUCCCUGCCUGUUACACUCUGUAGCUGGGACGACAGAGGCAAUGAAUGAUGAGAAACAGACAUUAUAACAGAACUGUUUCUUUAAACCAAAGUACGUCAGGAUCGUCUGGGAAACACUGAGUACCUUACCAGUAUCAGUACUGCGAGGAAGUCAGUUAACUUUCUGUGUCUGAAUAUUUAUAUCAGACGACUGAAACUUGCCAGAUGAUCCAUGUUGGGGAGAAAAAGACCAGUGACAUCUGUUACUCUUUAUGCUGGUUAACGUCUCGUGCGUAUUGACUGUUACCUGGUGGGAUGGGCGGGGGGCGUCUGUGAUUCAAACACCCACUGUGUCACUACCGUAGAUUUGAUGCUUGCGCAGUGUUGCUAACGCUCCGAAACAUUGUUGACAGUCACUGCUUAUAGAUUCAUGCGUAGACGACUUGAACACUGAAUUGAAGAUGACUAUGAAGUUCUAUUGCAUCACCCAGAGUUUUUAUUAUGAAUGCUGAAUGUGGUCAGGAGGACACCAGGUCGUCUCUUGGGAUGUAAAUGUGUCAACAGAGCUGGAGAGACUCGACGAGGCAAUACUAAAAUUAGGCGCUCUAUUGUUGCACUGCUGCUUUUGUUACUUCCACGUGUGUGUGUGUGUGUGUUCUUCUGUCUUUGUGAGAACCUGUAUGAGUUUUUAAUCACAGAGUUUUUGCAAAGUGAGGACAUUUUGGCCGGUCCUCACUUUGUUAAGCCUCAGUUUGAGGGUUAAAACUACAAUAUAACUGGGUUAUUAUAAUGGGAUUUUAGUUUGGUCAAGAAUAAAUGUUUUAAAAAAUUGCCAUUUGUUUUAGAUGGUUAGGUUUAGUGUGAGAGGCUGGGGAAAGUGUCAAUGUAUGUCAAUGACAGUCCUCACUACGAUGGGGAGACAAACAUGUGUGCGUGUGUAUGUUUUGCCAUACUUGUCAGUGCCAAGUCUUGACAAGCCAGCAUUCUUGUGAGGACAUUUUGGCCUGUCCUCACAAGGUUUAGAGGGUUAAAACCUCACUAAAAGUGUCUGUUCAUUAGAAUUGGGUUUCAUUCUGAUGUUCAUUAGAAUUGGGUUUCAGUCUGGUUCAGAGUCCUGGUUGAGGUUAGUCAUUUGUUUUGGAUGGUUGAGUUUAGGAUGAGAGGCCGGGGAAAGGGUUAUGGCAAUGACAGGUCCUCACAAAAAUAGCGACACAAACAUGCCUGUGUGUGUUGACUGGGGUGAAAAUUGAUUCGCUCCCCGAUUGUACGCACAUUAUUUCAGCUGUUGAGUCAAUCCGGCUUGAUGGUCAGUAAACACGCUGCACUACUGAUCAAACCAUGAAAAGAUUGAUUUCAUUAGCGUCACCUGCUGGCAGAAUGUUUGCAAGAGAAAAGCGGAUUAUGGAAAUAAACACAGAAUAAAUAAACAAUGUUUGAACGUCGA